Molecule: messenger RNA, 2611 nt
Organism: Callorhinus ursinus (northern fur seal)
Lineage: Eukaryota; Metazoa; Chordata; Mammalia; Carnivora; Otariidae
Gene: PGAP3
Product: post-GPI attachment to proteins phospholipase 3
Biological process (GO): GPI anchor biosynthetic process
Cellular component (GO): endoplasmic reticulum membrane
Molecular function (GO): hydrolase activity, acting on ester bonds
Source: RefSeq, a predicted model, not a curated record
GGACGUCACCGGAGAGCGAAAUAAAGAACACAAGGCACUUCCGAUUACUCCGGAAGUGAAGACUCCUAAGCUCCUCCGCCGGCGGAGGGCCAGGUUGAAGGGAUGGCCGGGCGGACGGCGCGGCUGGUCCUGCUAGCUGGGGCAGCCGCGCUAGCAAGCGGCUCCCAGGGCGACCGCGAGCCGGUGUACCGCGACUGCGUGCACCGGUGCGAGGAGCGGAACUGCUCGGGGGGCGCACUGAGGCACUUCCGCUCCCGCCAGCCAAUCUACAUGAGUCUAGCAGGCUGGACCUGUCAGGACGACUGUAAGUAUGAGUGUAUGUGGGUCACUGUUGGCCUCUACAUCAAGGAAGGUCACAAAGUGCCUCAGUUCCAUGGCAAGUGGCCCUUCUCCCGGUUCCUGUUCUUCCAAGAGCCAGCUUCUGCCAUGGCCUCUUUCCUCAACGGUUUGGCCAGCCUGGUGAUGCUCUGCCGCUACCACACGUCCGUGCCAGCCUCCUCCCCCAUGUAUCCCACCUGCGUGGCCUUCGCCUGGGUCUCCCUCAAUGCUUGGUUCUGGUCCACAGUCUUCCACACCAAGGACACCGACCUCACAGAGAAAAUGGAUUACUUCUGUGCCUCCACCGUCAUCCUGCACUCCAUCUAUCUGUGCUGUGUCAGGACUGUGGGGCUGCAGCACCCGGCCGUGGCCAGCGCCUUCCGGGCCCUCCUGCUGCUGCUGCUGACCGCGCACGUCUCCUACCUGAGCCUCGUCCGUUUCGACUAUGGCUACAACCUGGCGGCCAAUGUGGCUAUUGGCCUGGUGAACGUGGUGUGGUGGCUGGCCUGGUGCCUGCGGAACCGGCGGAGGCUGCCGCACGUGCGCAAGUGCAUGGUAGUGGUCCUGCUGCUACAGGGCCUGUCCCUGCUUGAACUGCUCGACUUCCCGCCUUUCUUCUGGGUCCUGGAUGCCCAUGCCAUCUGGCACAUCAGCACUAUCCCCGUCCACGUCCUCUUCUUCAGCUUUCUGGAAGAUGACAGCCUGUAUCUGCUGAAGGAAUCAGAGGCCAAGUUCAAGCUGGACUGAAGGCCCUGGGAGCGGUCUGCCCCACUGGGGAUCCUGCCCUCUCCCUGCUGGCUCCCCUUCUCCCCAUAAUCCUUGAGAUGAUUUUUUCCUUUUAACAUCUUGAACUUGGACAUGAAGGGUAUGGGCCCAGAAUCAUGUAACUGCCCAUCCCCUUGCUCGCCCCCACAUGGCCCUCACAGGUACUCGGAGUCUGUUCAGGCUUGGCCUGUCAGCAUCCGGGGUUGGAGAAAGGUUCCGGGAGAACUGACGUGGAACUGCGUUCUUAGCUCCACUGAGAGGAGAGCUGCCUCUGCCUCUCCGUCAGCCUCUUCCCUCACCGCCUGGGUGGUUCCCACAGCUGUCUGUCCAGCUGGGAGACCAGGUUCCACAGGCCUUUGGGGACACAGUGGGGCCCCUUCCAUUACCCCCUGCCCUCCUUCAGGGCACCACUAGGUGGCACUAGACUCUUGCUCUUUGGCUGCCCAAGUUCCAAGGCAGGUCUCCUCCCCUUGGGAUCUUGACGAACCAAGCUGCUGGGAUUGGGCAGUGGUCUCACCAGGACUGUUGUCUCAGCCAGAUCCCCAGGAGCCUGCACGUGAGUGUGUAAGGGAGCGAGAACUAGACUGAGAGCAUUGGGCAUUGGACUGAGCGUGUGGGAUGCUGGGUGGGACGGUGUAUGAGCCUGUGUGGAGAGUGGGGUGGGACGGGAGUGGUUUGAAAGUGUGUGUUGAAAGACGAGCAGGGGAGUGUGGGUCAGGGCAGUAUGCACAGACUGGGUGUGAGGUGGGUGUGAGUGCGGUGAGUGUACCACGCAGGGGGGGGAGGUUGGAGAAAAAUGGGGGAUCAAGUUACCACCACCAUCUAUCUAUUGAGCACCAGCUCCAGGGCCCCAGGCCAGGCAGGGAGCCCGGAUAUCCUCAAGGUCUGGCUCGGCGGGGUACGGGUGUCCAGGCUGCAUGUGGGUGUCCCUGUCCGUGGCCCCCACUUUACAGUCCACCUCCAAAUCUCAGAGGACCCACGCACAACUCAGAUCACCCUCCAGAACCAGCCUCUCGGGAGGCAGAGGGAGGAAGGGAUCGUGGGAGCCUCUCCAGCCUUUCUGUCACCAAGGCUUCGUUGCCCCCCCCCCCCCAGUGCCCUACCUGCUAAGCCCCUUUGUCACAGCCUGGACCUUGGGAAGGGGGGGCAAUCUGAGGGAGUAGGGGGAGAAGGCCUGUGGCUGGGUCCGGUUUCUGGCCUUCCCAGAGGCAGGCAGGGGCCACCCUGUAUCUGCACCCCGGUAAAGGUGACCCCUGCUAGUAGCCAGCGGCCCGAACACAUUCCUGCUCCACAAGGAUAGAAUGUGGGGCUCCAGAAACUUUCCAUCCAAAGGCAGUCUCUGCGAUUGGAGCAGGGAGCCUGGAUUCUUAUUCGUUCCCUGCCCCCUUGUCCCUCCCUGUGGUGUAGAGGUGCUAUGCUAGGACUCCAACCUCAGACUUGGGUGGCCCAUGUUUCUUUUGAUACUGAGAACUAUUUUAAGGUAGGAGGAUAGCAAGGGACAUUCUUAAUAAACCAAUUCUCAGCCUCA